Molecule: messenger RNA, 4398 nt
Organism: Culicoides brevitarsis
Lineage: Eukaryota; Metazoa; Arthropoda; Insecta; Diptera; Ceratopogonidae
Gene: Sec24AB
Product: protein transport protein Sec24A
Exons: 13
Coding region: 213-3614 (1133 amino acids)
Biological process (GO): endoplasmic reticulum to Golgi vesicle-mediated transport; intracellular protein transport; COPII-coated vesicle cargo loading
Cellular component (GO): COPII vesicle coat; endoplasmic reticulum exit site
Molecular function (GO): zinc ion binding; SNARE binding
Source: RefSeq, a predicted model, not a curated record
UUUUUGCAUAUACGGGUCGUGUACGUUUCGUGUGUGGCGUUACAUGAAAAAUUUUUUCGAGACGAUUUUUCAGUGAGUUCGCAGUGCAAAAAGGAAUUUUCCUCGACAAAUGCUACACGCGACGACGACAAAUUCGGCAGUUCAAGAGCACAUCGAGACGUGAAAUUUGUGAAAAACGGAAAUUUUUAACAACUCAUCACUAAAAGGACAGAAUGGCACAACAACCAGGGCCUUACUACCAUCAACAGAUGCAGCAACAGCAGCAACAACUACCGCAAUUUUAUCCCGGCGUCAAUAAAGUGAAUGGACAGUCUCAACCUCCCCCGCCUGGACAAUGGGCACCACCCCCGAUGAACACAAAUUUGCCGCCGCCGCCGCAACAACAGCCACAAAUGCAAAUGCCCCCCAUGAAUGGACCCGCGAAGCCUCCCGGGAACUUUCCGCCGCCACUGACAAAUGGGAAUAACAGUAAUUUUUCGUCGCGAACCGCAUCGCCCGCUGUCACAGAUCCACGUUCGCCUCACAUGCCGUCGCAACAGCAUCUGCAACCGCCGCAAAUUGCGCAAUUACAGCAAGCGGGCAACGUUUUGACGCCACCAAAGAUGGCAUUCGGUGCUGCUAGUCCCCUAAAUUCGUCGACGCCGAAUCAAUCGCCUAGCGUGGCGUCGCCCCAGAUGUCGACUGUGACAAAUGCCAUGCAGCAAAUGAAUAUUCGGCAGCAACAACAACCUCCGUCUCAGGGAAUGGCGAAUGGGCCGACGAAUAAUGUGCCACAAUUUCCAAAAGUUGUUGGUUUGCCGCAGCAGCAAGCGAUGCCACAGCCUCCGAUGAACAAUAAUUUCCCCGGACAACAAGUUCCGAUGAUGAAUGCGAUGCCGCAGCAGCAGCAACAACAACAAAUGAACGGAAAUUCGACCCCAAACAUGGCAAAUCGCAUGCCAGGACCCCAAAUGAACGGCAAUCAACCGGGAAUGCAGCCGCCACAAAUGAAUCAAGUGCCUAAUACUGCUGUAAAUCAUCAAUCGGCGCCGCAGCGACCACCAAUGAUGCCCCCGCAACAACAAUCGUAUCAACCGCAGGCACCUCCGUCACUCAAUGCGACCCAAAAUGGACCAACGCCCAUGAAUAAGCGUCCCAUGUACCCUCAGCAACCACAGCAGCAACCACAAUUCAAUCCUGCGAUGCCUCCCAUGCCACAGCAACAGCCCCAACAACAACAGUAUCAGCAAUAUCCUCAGCAGCAGCAGCAACAACAACAGCAAACGGGCUUCAAUGGGUACAAUAAUCAGCAGCAAGAUCGUCUCCAAUAUCAAAGUAAUCAACCAAAUGUCGUGAAUUCCGGAUUUAAUCGGAUAUGGGGACAAGAUACGGUUGAUUUGAUGCAAAAUCGAAGGAUAUUGCCGCUGCAUAAGGUUACGCCGCCUCCCAUUAAACUCAAUCAUCAAUUUCACGAGGCCGUUAAUUGUAGCCCGGAUAUUUUUCGGUGUACGCUGAAUCGAGUGCCAGAGUCAAAUAGUCUUUUGCAAAAGUCGCGACUUCCAAUGGGGGUUCUGAUACAUCCGUUCAGGGAUUUAAAUAACUUACCGGUAAUUACGAGCUCCGUGAUAGUCCGAUGUCGCGUGUGUCGAACUUACAUCAACCCCUUUGUCUAUUUCGUCGACAGCAAAAAGUGGAAAUGUAAUUUAUGUUAUCGUGUAAAUGACUUGCCCGAAGAAUUUUUGUACGAUCCCGUGAGUAAAACUUAUGGCGAUCCAACGAGACGACCUGAGGUCAAAUCUAGCACGAUCGAGUUCAUUGCUCCGUCUGAAUAUACGUUACGUCCUCCACAACCCGCAAUAUUCCUCUUUUUACUGGAUGUUUCGUCGAUCGCUCAACAAACGGGCUACUUGCAAGUGGUGUGCGACACAAUUUUAGAUCAAUUGGACAAAUUGCCAGGUGAUACGAGGAAACAAGUGGGAUUUAUUGCCUAUAACAGUGCCGUUCACUUCUAUAAUAUCGCGGAAAAUUUCAAUCAACCACAUGAAGUUACUGUCUUGGAUCUCGAAGACAUUUUCCUUCCAUUCCCGGACAAUUUGGUGGUGAAUUUGAAAGCAUGCACGGAACUAAUCAAGGAUUUGUUGGCACAACUACCAAAGAGGUUCGAAAAUCAGCAUGAUCCGUACAGCUCGUUAGGAGCAGCACUACAAGCUGCCUAUAAAUUAUUGAGCCCAACUGGUGGACGAAUCACUGUUUUCCAAACUUGUUUGCCGAAUCAUGGACCGGGAUUACUGCAACCGAGAGAGGAUCCGAACAAUCGCUCUUCGAAAGAUGUUCAACAUUUGGGUCCUGCUACCGAUUUCUACAAGAGAUUGGCUCUAGAUUGCUCCGGACAACAAAUUGCCGUCGAUAUUUUCCUUCUAAAUAGUCAAUAUUGUGAUUUAGCGACGUUAUCUGGUGUCAGUAAGUUCAGUGGGGGCUGCAUCUAUCAUUUCCCGUUAUUCAACGCAAACAAGCCAAAUAUGAUAAAGUCCUUCAAGCAAUGUUUCGAGCGUUAUCUGACACGAAAAAUUGGCUUCGAGGCUGUUAUGCGGGUGCGAUGCACGCGCGGCCUCCAAAUUCACACAUUCCAUGGCAAUUUCUUCGUGCGCAGCACAGAUUUACUCUCGUUGCCCAACAUCAACCCGGAUGCCGGCUUCGGUUUGCAAAUUUCCUACGAGGAAAGUCUCAUCGAUGUCAAGACGGUGUGUUUCCAGGCAGCUCUCUUGUACACCAGCAGCAACGGCGAACGUCGAAUUCGCGUUCACACGCUUUGUGUUCCCGUUUCCGCGAGUCUUUCGGAGAUUAUGCAGUCCGCCGAUGUGCAAUGUAUCGUUGGGUUGCUGUCAAAAAUGGCCGUAGACCGAUCACUUUCGUCGAAUUUGUCGGAUGCACGCGAUGCGUUCAUUAAUGCAACGGUAGAUGUGCUCAGUGCGUAUAAAUUGGCGCAAAAUUUGCCGUCGGCAAGUGGGUUAUUGGCACCGAAUAACUUGGCGCUGUUCCCGUUGUACGUGCUAGCAUUACUGAAACACACGGCUUUCCGUACCGGAACAAGUACCCGAUUAGAUGAUCGCGUGUAUGCCAUGUGCGAAAUGAAGACGCUACCACUUGAUCAAUUGAUGAAAUUCCUGUAUCCGGACUUUUAUAACAUCGAUUCGUUGUUCGUGGGAGGCGAAAAUGGCGCAGUUAAGCAAGAAGACGGCGCAAUUUUAGUCAAUGAACCACCAAGACUGCAACUUUCAGCGGAAUUUUUGGACACGAGAUCAAUCUUCUUGUUGGAUGGCGGAUCGUACAUGAUGCUGUACAUAGGCUCCAAUGUCCAACCAUCACUAAUAAAUAGUAUUUUAGGUGUUGCUUCAAUUCAAGAAGUGCCAGACGUUUGUUAUAGCUUACCGGAGAUUAAAACGACACAAAAUGAGGCGUUACAUGCAUUUAUUGAAAGUUUAAAUGAGGAAAAGCCUUAUGCGCCUGUCAUUCAAGUCAUCAGAGAUUCAAGUGCAACGCGUCCCCUACUAACGGAAAAGUUCAUCGAUGACAGAAACGAUUCAUCAUUAUCCUAUUAUGAAUUUUUACAACAUAUAAAAACCCAGGUCAAGUAGAUAGGAGUCUCUAAGUAGGCGAAUUUUCAUUGUGUUAAACCAAAAUUUAUUGAUUGAAUCAUUUAGGAAGGAAAAAAAUAUAUAUAUAAAAAAAUAAUAAAUUUAUUAAAAUAUCUAUAUAUUAACAAAUAUUUAUAGAAGAUAAAAAAAAGAAGGAAACACCAUAAGUAGGAUUUCGAUUGACUAGUCGUGACAUUAAAUUUACUCGAACGCGUUUUUUUGUGCAUUUUUGGACAAAAUUCAACGAAAAUUAGAUUUUAGAGCACAAUUUCUUGCAUUGCACCAUUUUUUGACAAAAAAAUUAAAAUUAAUGAAAAUUUUGGAAAGCAAUUUGACGCAAAAAAAAGUAAAAUUUAAUGAAUCGACUUGUAAAUAAUUUUCAAAAAAAAUCUGUAAUUUAUUAGAACGAAAAAGGAAUUUGGAUUAGAAGUUAGUCAAUGAUAAAUACUGUUGAUUUAUGGUUAAUUAUUUGAUAUUGUUCUAAGAUAUUUUUUUUUUGUUUUUCUCUAAGAAAAAAAAACUAUUUAAAUAUUUAAUCAAAAAUUAUCAUUUUUAUUUCUUCUUACAUGAAAGAAAGCCAUCAUCACGUAAAGUUUUUAAUCUUAUGAAUCACAUAGAAAAUAUUUUGUUUAAUUUUUUUUUGUGGAAUUUGGCUUCUUCUUUACAUAUAGUAUACAUAUAAAAUAUAAAUAUUAUCAUUAAUUAUUUGUAAGGUAAGGAAAUUACUGCAUCCAAUAAGUAGGUAGUUAGAAAUUGGUCACUAAAGAUUUAGACAAAUAAUAAA